This is a messenger RNA of Indicator indicator, 1371 nucleotides long. It is a transcript of the gene MADCAM1, whose product is annotated as mucosal vascular addressin cell adhesion molecule 1. Gene Ontology annotation, biological process: integrin-mediated signaling pathway; positive regulation of lymphocyte migration; leukocyte tethering or rolling. Bases 1 to 1371 code for a protein of 456 amino acids. NCBI's taxonomy places the organism in Eukaryota, Metazoa, Chordata, Aves, Piciformes, Indicatoridae. Gene Ontology annotation, cellular component: membrane. Gene Ontology annotation, molecular function: integrin binding involved in cell-matrix adhesion. The transcript has 6 exons. The record is from RefSeq and is a predicted model, not a curated record.
AUGGAUUCGGCUCCUCUCCUCCUCCUCCUCCUCCUCCUCUCGCUGUGGGACUGCAGCGGACUCCCUGCCGACAGGCUGGCAGUGAUGCCACAGCAGCCGGUGGUGCCGUACGGGGGCUCAGCACAGCUGAAUUGCUCCCUGGCCUGUGCUGGGGGCACGGUGCAGUGGAAGGGGCUGGACACCAGCCUGGGCAGCAUCACCUCCUUCCCCACCCACAGCAUCCUGCACAUCAGCAGCGCCGGGGUGGCCGCAGAGGGCACCAAGAUCUGCCAGGGGACCUGCCAAGGGCAGUUCUACCAGCGUGCUGUCAACCUGAAGGUCUAUGCGCUGCCGGAUGUGCUGCAGCUGGUGCCAGAGCCAAGCGCCCUGGAGCCAGGGCAGCCGGGCAGCCUGCGCUGCUCAGCCCGAGGGAUCUACCCACUGCUGGGGCUGGGGCUCACCUGGUACCAGGGCGACCAGGUGCUGGAGGAAGCUGAUGUGGAUGCCACGGAGACUGAUGAGAUGCUGUUCGACAUCGAGUCCACACUGUCAGUGCCCGGGGAGAAGGUGGAAGAAGGGGCAGAGUUCAGGUGUGAGGUGAAGCUGAGCAUUGGGCAGGAGACCUUCACCCGGGUGGCAUCUCUGGCCGUGAGCACUGAGGAUGUGAUGGAGCACCCAGUGGCCAUGGCCAUCUCCCCUGGGACCCUCGGGACAGUGCCAGCCACGACAGAGAGCCCCAGCACAGCCCAACCUGUGACCACCACAGCACUGCCCCCAGAGCCAACCACAAUCUCCACACAGGAUCCCACCACAGCCCUGACCACCACACGGGAGCCCCACACUGAGACCAAACCCCACUCUGCAGAGCACCCUGUUCCCCAGGACCUCAUGACAGGCAGCCCCAUGGCACGUUUGGCCACCACCGCCACCACAACCCCUGGCUCCAGCACGGGGACAGGGACAUCCGAGGGGACGGGGACAUGGGAGGGGACAGCGCCUGCCUGCAGCCUGCAGAUCUGGUCGCUGCCUCCCAAGGGAACAAGGGGCAGAGCCCUGCGCAUCGAGUGCCACGCAGGGUGUGCCAGGAACGUCACCGUCCGCUGGCUGCAGACCCCCGUGGCCCUCUCGCAGUACCGGCAGGAGGUGGCGGGCGGCAGCUCCACGCUGCGUCUGGACCACGCCGAGCCCCAACACCAGGGCUCCUAUCAGUGUGUCCUGCUUGGCCACCGCUCCCAGGUGGUCAGUCUGCAGCUGAUGGUCUUGGAUGAUUCGUUCAGCGCAGUCCCUGCCAUUGCCACGGGGACAACGAUCUCACUGUUGGGACUGAUCGUGACCGGUGUCGUGUCUCACCGCCUGUGGAAACGAGUCAGGUCUCGGUACGAGCUGCACUAG